This is a messenger RNA of Dermacentor albipictus, 2325 nucleotides long. RefSeq lists its product as uncharacterized. Gene Ontology annotation, molecular function: nucleic acid binding; RNA-DNA hybrid ribonuclease activity. The record is from RefSeq and is a predicted model, not a curated record. NCBI's taxonomy places the organism in Eukaryota, Metazoa, Arthropoda, Arachnida, Ixodida, Ixodidae.
AUGCUCCGCAACCUGGCCGCCAGCGAGCAGCAGCGCCUGCUCGACUGCUAUAACGACAUCUGGAGGUCAGGGCAGGUGCCGGAGCAAUGGCGCACAGCCAUCGUGGCCCCCAUCCUGAAGGCCGGAAAGCCGGUUGGAAACGUGAGCUCCUACCGGCCGGUCUCCCUCACUUCCGCCUCCUGUAAGGUGAUGGAGGCCAUUGCUUUGGUCCGACUGGACUGGGUGGCCCGUGCCCGUGGCUUCCUGGCCGAUGAGCAGACGGGGUUCCGGCGGCGCCGAUGCACCGCGGACUCCAUCUCGGAUGUGGUCUCCACGCUGGAAGAGGCCAAGGCCUGCGGUGACGCCGUGCUCCUGGUGCUUAUCGACAUCAAGGGGGCCUUCGGCUGCCUGCCCCACCCAGUCGUUCAGCAGGCCCUGGACCUACUUGGCAUCAACGGGAAUCUGCGGCGGUUCAUCUCGUCGUUCCUAGAGGAACGCACCCUCAGGGUACGAGUGGGCCGAUCGAAGAGCUCCCCUCGGCCGGUGGCAGCGGGCGUGCCACAAGGGUCAGUGGUGAGCCCUUUCCUGUUCAACCUGGCCCUGGCCCGGCUUCCUGCUGCCCUGCCGAUCGACCCCGACUAUCCGGUGAGUGCCUCCAUCUACGCGGACGACAUCGCCCUGUGGGUGCGAAGCCCACCACACAACCACCGCAGCGCGCGCUCAGCCCUGCAACGAGCUCUUGACACCGCCGCUGCUUACCUGAGCAGCAUUGGCCUUGCCAUCUCGGCAAGGAAGACGGAGGCCAUGCUGCUCCACCCAAGAGCAGCCGCCCGCCGCACAGCACCCCGGCUCCACCUGGAAGGCGUCCAGUUACCCUGGAGCACUGCAGUGACGUACCUGGGGCUGCGCAUUGAUCACCGACUGUCCUGGCUGCCUGCUGUCAAGACCCUGCAUGUCCAGGUCCUCCGUGUCCGCAAGGCAGUCUCCCAGCUUCUUUCCCGAGGACAGGGCUGUACCACUGGGUGGGCACUACGGCUGUACGAUGCAGCAGCCACCUCACGCCUGCGGUACGCCCUCCCACUCGUGGCACUACCACCAGCCCGUCUCAAGAAGCUGGAGCUGCAGCAUCGGGCCGCGAUUAGGCUCUGCCUGGGCGCUCCCCGCAGCUCCCAAGUCGCUGCAACCUUGGCCGAGGCGGGAGCAUGGCCCCUGUCACUCCUCCUCCUACAGCAGGGGCUACGCCAUGUUGACCGCCUCCACCAUGGACCAGAUGGCAGUGCCCUGCUCUCCCGACUGCGCUCGCGGCCCCAUUCACAGAUGGGCAGACUCUGUGGGCUGUACGAAGAGGUGAUUGGGAGGCCUCCAGCGAACAACGCACAACUGCCUCCUCCCCAGAGACCGCCCAUACCCAUCACCACAGAGCUGCCCGGCGUUUCCAAACGGCGCUCCGCAACUUGUGCCCUUCAACAGACGGCUGCUUCCCUCCUGCAUGAGGACCACGGUGUAAACCUGCAGAUCUACGUUGACGGCUCGGUAAUGCCGGACACAGGCUCGUCGACUGCGGCCUGCGUGGUGCCCGCUUUGGGGAAGAGCAAGCAGUGUCGCCUCCCCAACCAUGCGACGUCAACAGCGGCAGAGGUUGCAGGCCUUCACCUGGCUGUGGACUUACUCGCAGAGGAGCUGCCAGUGACCCCAGUGACCAUCUACUGCGACUCCAAGGCGGCACUCCUCAGCCUGCAGAGACCAGAAAGGGCCAGCCUCGGGGUUGCCCUGCUCUCGUCAAGGCUGAUGGCGCUCCAGGAGGCGGGCUGCUCAGUAUCCCUGCACUGGCUUCCAGCCCACGUAGGGAUACCGGGCAACGAGGAAGCAGAUGCACUGGCAAAGCGUGCCCACCACUGCGUGGUCCCGCCCAGCCUGGCAGUGACAGCCAGUGAUUUCACAUGCCACAGGCUUCGGCGCCAUCUGCUGGCCUGCCAUCCGGACAAGCGGAUGUCCUUGGGCCGCCCUCCGCGACCACUUCCACAGCGCGGCCUCGCACGCAGGGAGACCUCCCUCCUUCUGCGACUGAGGAUUGGCUGCUGUUGGACGGGUGCUCGCCGCCACCGGCACGGCCUCAUCGCCUCUCCAGCCUGUGCCUCCUGUGGGGAGCCCGAGACCCUGGAGCACCUCCUGCUGGCCUGCCCUGCCUACCUGCAGCAGCGUGACCGUCUCCUGCAGGAGUUCCGACGACUGGGGCUUCCUUCUACACGACAGGAAGACAUCCUCUUCCCUGGUCGUAGCGAGCUACCAGCCCUCCUGAGUGUCGUUGAGUACCUCGACUCGUCGGGGCUCUCGGCGAGACUCUAG